UUCACGCUCGCAACAGCUGAAAACAGAGAAGCAAACUCGCUAGAGCCUUUUUCACCAGCGCAGGAAGGCUCCCCGUCCCUCUCUCACCCCAGAAGCCCUCCCGUACUCCACUACUCUGGGGGGGUGGCUGUCCCACACCCGUCGGGCGAUGAACAUCGCAAGGAGAAGAGGCUUUUACAGACAGGAGGUGAACAACACGCUCUGGGAGCUGCCCAGGAGAUACACAUCCCUCCACCCGCUGGGCUCCGGGGCCUACGGCUCCGUCUGUUCAGCCAUAGACAAGAAGACGGGGGAGAAAGUGGCCAUCAAGAAGCUGUGCCGCCCGUUCCAGUCAGAGAUCUUUGCCAAGAGGGCCUACAGAGAGCUGAUGCUGCUGAAGCACAUGCAGCAUGAGAAUGUCAUUGGGCUGCUUGAUGUCUUCACCUCCACUGCCUCCUACCAGGGGUUCCAGGACUUCUACCUGGUGAUGCCAUACAUGCGGACAGAUUUACAAAAGAUCAUGGGACAUGAAUUCAGUGAUGAAAAGAUCCAGUACCUGGUCUACCAAAUGCUGAAAGGGCUGAAGUAUAUUCAUUCAGCUGGCAUUGUCCACAGGGACCUGAAGCCAAGUAACCUGGCUGUGAAUGAAGACUGCCAGCUGAAGAUCUUGGAUUUUGGCUUGGCCAGACAGGCUGAUGCUGAGAUGACUGGCUACGUGGUCACACGGUGGUACAGAGCCCCAGAGGUCAUCCUGAACUGGAUGCAUUACAACCAGACAGUGGAUAUCUGGUCUAUUGGCUGUAUCAUGGCAGAAAUGCUGACUGGGAAAACACUCUUUAAAGGAAAAGACUACCUGGAUCAACUGACCCAGAUCCUGAAAGUAACAGGGCAUCCAGGAGAGGACUUCUUGGAGAAGCUGGAGGACAAAGCGGCAAAGAGUUAUAUCAAGUCCCUUCCUAAAAUCCCCAAGAAGGAUUUGUCUGUGCUUUUCCCUAAAGCCAAUCCUCAGGCUGUGGACCUGCUUGACAAGAUGUUGCAGCUGGAUGUGGAAAAGCGCCUUACAGCAACAGAGGCCUUGGCUCACCCCUACUUCGACCAGUUCCGAGAUAUCGAGGAGGAGACAGAGGCACAACACUCCUAUGAUGAUUCUCUGGAACAUGAAAAGCUUUCCAUAGAGGAGUGGAAAAAGCACAUUUACAAGGAGAUCUUGACCUUCAGUCCCAUUGCACGGAAGGAUUCAAAGAAGAGAAGUGGGAUGUCAUUAUAGCGACAGCUGAGAGAAACAAGACAUGAAAGAUUGAAUGAAGACCAGAAUAGCCACUACUAAUUUGCUUUCCCCCCAAAAGGAUGGACACUCACUGCACUAAUUGUACUUAUCAUGGAAUCAUUCAGGUUGGAAAAGGUCAUUAAGAUCAUCAAGUCUAAAUCUACACUGAAAAUGUCACUGUUUCCAGGUGAAUGUGGUUUAGGGGAUGUUUUUGCCUGAUUUCUGUCUACAAGGCCAUUUUCUGAGCACAUGAGCUUACACAGCUUUUAAUGUGAUGUUCAGCUGGUGCUGGCUCACAGCUGAUUCAGUCAGCUCUCCUUUUUUGUUGGAAUGCACUCCAUUAAAUAAUACUGAAGGGUUAGUAUAUUUGCAACCCUCAUUGAUUUGCUGUUACAUGAAAGUGAGUUAACUUCUUUUAGCCAGGUUUGGCUGGAAAAAUAAAAGUUCCCUGCCAUAAACCAUAAUUUCAGAUCUGUCUUCAGAAUACUUCAACCGAAAAAAAAAUGUUUUAAAAUUAGAGGACACUGAGAUUAAAUAAUAAGGACCACUGAGGAGGUAGUGCUGGGUACUUGUGUAACCUCUCUGAUGUUAUUGAGGCUGAAGAGGGUUAUAAAUAUGUAUAUAAAAUUCCACUGAAAAUACAUGGCAAAUGAGGCUUAUCACUUUUGAGAUAUCAGGUUUUAACCUUUAAUGCUCAAGGGACCUGUUUAGCAAUUGCUCUGAUUUCGACAAUUCUAAAGAAAACAGCAGCAGAACAAACAGCCAAAGAGAGAUACAAACAUAAGUCAGUUUUGAGGCUUAAUAAAUCAACAAAGAAAAAGGUCAGCUCUCAAUUCCAAAUGGUACUUCUCUUCCCUUUUAAAGUAUGUCUUAUAUGCUUGACUAAACAUGGAGAAAAUUGUAAUAUGAAUGAAGGUGCCCAACUCUGUUUGAGGUGUCUUGGCUGCUGCCUUCAUUUGGAGCAAAUAAUUUUGCACUUGCACCCUUUAAAAACUGGGACAGCAAAGAAAUUGAAUUAAGCUGUGCCUCUGGGAUUUGAGAGUUCAGAACGUUUUCUCAAAUAACACGUUAGUUCCACAGCUUUGAUAUAAAACAAAAUGAUGAAUAACUUGUUUUGAUGUUGUAACACACGGCCCUCAGUCAUCAGAGAUGUCUGGACAUCUCUGUGCACAAAUCAUCCCACUGUUCUUAAUAGGGAACCUAAUAUUAUAAUAAGCUAAUUCCAGUGCAAAUUUGAGCAUAAAGUUUCAAAACUGAGGUCAAAAAUUAAAGAGUUUGCAGAAGUUGGACCUAUAAAAAAAAAUCAAGCAAAACCCAGUUAAAAUUCCCACAUAAAGAAGGAAAAUCACAGAAUGGUCUGGGCUAGAAGGGAUUUAACAUCUGUUUGCAGUCCCCUGCUGUGGGACACCUUUCACUAGAGUAGGUUCUCAGAGCUCCAUCCAACCUAUCCUUGAACAAUUCCAGGAAUGUGGCAACCACAGCUUCCCUGGACAACCUGUUCCAGUGCCUCACCAGCAUCACAGAGGAUUUUUUUCCUAUUACUCAAUCUAAACCUCCUCUCUUUUAGUUUGAAACCAUUCCCCCUUGCCCUGUCCCUCCAUGCUCUUGUAAAAGUCUCUCCUCACCCUUACUGUAGGCUCCUUUCAGGUACUGAAGGGCUGCAAUUAGGUCACCCCAAAGCUUCUCUUUACCAGGCUGAACAAACCCAGUUCUCUCAGCCUUUGAAGUCGCCCAUCAAUUAUUGAAAUUAUUUUAUUUACUGUUUAACUAGGAAGCAAAUGCAGCUGUAGGUUGUUUUAGGGUUUGUUUUAUCCUUCGUGGCUAGGACCAUACGGUUACACAGCUGCUCUUUUGAGGGUGAGAUCCUUUGUAAAUCAGUGAGAGUAUUGGGACUUUAUUUCUAAAUCCUUGAUAUGUUAUUUUUCAUACAAGAAUAGCUUAUUAUUUAUUUUCAAGUUUUGAUAUGUAAAUAGCAGACCUGUAAAAAAGUAUACCCCAUAAAUACACAGUGUAUACUUCAAAGGUGGUAUGUAAAGACUGUUCAGCAGUAAGUAACAUCUUUCUCUUUGCUUUUAAAGCUGCAGCAAGCUCUGGUCCAACCUGAGUACUUUGCAAAACAGACUGUCACAGACUAGAUGCUCUCAGAUUCCAUGGUUAACAUACGUUAAGAGACAAAAGAUCUCCAGCUGGACUGUAAAUGAGGGAAAACAACAUUCUUUGCUUCUUUCUAAAACAGUUAAUUCUAUAAAUUCAGAUGGUGAUAUUAUGCAAUACUCUGCACAGAGUGGGAGGUGGAACACACAUAUGCUCAAGUAUGUGCCAUGCUCUAUAAAAAGUAAGUGUGGGAGCCUCUGCAAUUCCUAUCUCAAUUCUUAUCUCUGUUGCUAACUUCACUUCUUCCUCGUUCAAAUACCCUCAGUCCCUCUCUCACUGUCCCUCACAUCUCUGCAUGUGAAGAGGCCAUAUGGACCUGAAAUAUUGGACUACAAAAUAAAUACAGGCUCUUGCUAUUUA
Molecule: messenger RNA, 3760 nt
Organism: Serinus canaria (Common canary)
Lineage: Eukaryota; Metazoa; Chordata; Aves; Passeriformes; Fringillidae
Gene: MAPK13
Product: mitogen-activated protein kinase 13
Exons: 13
Coding region: 149-1246 (365 amino acids)
Biological process (GO): MAPK cascade; protein phosphorylation
Cellular component (GO): cytoplasm; nucleus
Molecular function (GO): MAP kinase activity; ATP binding
Source: RefSeq, a predicted model, not a curated record